Messenger RNA from Gadus morhua (Atlantic cod), 4470 nucleotides. It is a transcript of the gene pik3cg, whose product is annotated as phosphatidylinositol-4,5-bisphosphate 3-kinase, catalytic subunit gamma. The transcript is spliced from 24 exons. Gene Ontology annotation, cellular component: cytoplasm; plasma membrane; phosphatidylinositol 3-kinase complex, class IA. Gene Ontology annotation, biological process: phosphatidylinositol 3-kinase/protein kinase B signal transduction; cell migration; phosphatidylinositol-3-phosphate biosynthetic process. Lineage: Eukaryota; Metazoa; Chordata; Actinopteri; Gadiformes; Gadidae. Bases 182 to 3619 code for a protein of 1145 amino acids. Gene Ontology annotation, molecular function: 1-phosphatidylinositol-4-phosphate 3-kinase activity; 1-phosphatidylinositol-3-kinase activity. The record is from RefSeq and is a predicted model, not a curated record.
AGGGGGCGGUCGGGACUGCAGCCCGGGGUGCGACGGCAACAAGUUGUUACUCUGGAGAGUGAACUAACCGCUGGGUGAACUGCACUUCAAAAGAGCUGUUUCUCCAAGGAUUCAUCCUAAAUGGUUCAGUUUAACCCCAUCGUCCGGGUUCUGGUGCCAUCGAUGUCUCUGCUCAGCGGCCAUGGACCCACACACGAUCUGUGCCGCGAGUGGUGAGGAAGACUGCGGCGCUCUGAGCAGGACGAGGAGGAGGAGGAAGGGCAUCACCUCAGCCUCCCUCAGCGCCAUGGACCAGAUCACCAUCGAGUUCAUCCUGCCCACCACGCCUAAGAACGGCCUCAGCCCGCACACCACUCUGCUGGAGGUGCCCGGGAACUGGACCGUGGAGCAGGUGAAAGCCCAGGUGUGGCUCCGUGCCGUGGCCUCCAACUUCAGCCCAGAUUUCUACCACAAAUUCUCCCCAGACCAUUGCAUCCUGCUGUACAUGAAGAAGGGCACGCUGUGCGAGAUCUACGACAAGCACCAGGUCUUCCAGACGCUGGACUGCAUCCGCUACUGGAGAGCGCUGAAGAAGGACGUGGGCCGGAUCUCGCUGGUCUUCCGGCCCCCCCAGCAAGACGAGGCCCUCCGCUACCAGCGGUUCCUCAACCAGCUGAUUGGCUACGACGUGACGGACGUCAGCAACGUCCACGACGACGAGCUGGAGUUCACACGCCGCAAGCUGCUCACGCCGCGGCGCAACGAACUGCAGGAGCGCGACCCCCGCCUGUACGCUGUGGACCCUUGGUUGACGGACCGGCCCCUCCGGGACCACCUGCUGAGCAAGGUGAUGAACGGACACCUCCUGGUUGUCAUCCACAUCUUCACCACCAGCCAGACCAUCAAGGUGUCCAUCGACAGCACACCUGAACAGGUAUUGGCCAGUGUCUUUGCCAAGACAGCCAAUAAGAGGGCUUUAGUGGGGAUCCCUGAUGAUGUGUGCGAGUCGGAUUUCGUUCUACGAGUGUGCGGCAGGGAGGAGUACUUGUACGGGGACCGACCCCUGCAGGACUUCAGCUGGAUUCGACGGUGUCUGAAGAAUGGGGAGGAGAUCCACCUGGUUCUGGAGAAACUCCCAGACACUGACCUGGACCAGGUACAGAAGGAGGACUGGGCCCAGGUGGAUGACUGCACCGGAGUGGCAGGGACCCAUGAGCAGCUCACCAUCGAUGAGAAGGACCACGAGAGGGUGUUCACCAUCUCCAUGUGGGACUGCAACAGGAAGUUCAGGGUGAAGGUCCUGGGCAUUGACAUCCCCCUGCUGCCCAGGAACCCCGACCUGACGGUCUACAUAGAGGCCAGCAUCUUCCACGGCCAGCAGCUGCUAGCUCAGGAGAGGACAACCUCCAAGCCCUUCAUGGAGGAGGUUCUGUGGAACACCUGGCUGGAGUUUGACAUCAAGAUCAGAGACUUGCCCAAGGGAGCGCGCCUUAACCUACAGGUUUCCUGUGGGAAGACAGCUCCGCCCACAACCUCUAAGGGCUCCAGCUACCAGGACAGUCCUGGAGCAGGAAGCACUGCUGAAGGCAAGAGCAAGACGCGGCUGCAGUAUUACGUCAACCUGCUGCUGGUGGACCACCGCUCACUGCUGCGGCAGGGCGAGUUCGUGCUGCACAUGUGGAAGAUCCCCGAGAAGGGCGAGGAGAGCAGCAGCAGCGUCAACGCCGACAAGCUCACCUCGGCCACCAACCCGGACAAGGCCUCCUCCAUGGCCGUCGCCGUGUCCCUGGACAAGUACUGCUACCCCGUGGUGCUGCCCAAGAGCAGGGACUCCGGGGGCGCUGGUGGAGGAGCCAGUGUUGGUGGUGGAGGAGCCAGUGUUGGUGGUGGAGCCAGUAGUGGUGGAUGUGGGGACUCGGGGGGAGAGGACAGCGGGGAGCCGGGGGGCGAGCGGGGCCAGAGGGAGAUGCCCAACCACCUGAGGAAGCAGUUUGAGGCCAUCCUGGCCAAGGACCCCCUGCACCCGCUGAGCCCCGAGGACAAGGAGCUGCUGUGGCACUUCCGCCACGAGUGCAUGCGCCACCCCCGGGCCUACCCCAAGCUGCUGGCCUCGGUGCGCUGGGGCCGACAGGAGGACGUGCAGGCGGCCCACGCCAUGCUGGAGCGCAGCAGCGCCUGGGACAGCAGCGGUCUGGACGUAGGUCUGGCCCUCCAGAUGCUGGACUGUAACUACUCGGACGCCCAGGUCCGCUCCAUGGCCGUCCGCAAGCUGGAGACCCUGGGGGGCGACGACGUGCUCCGGUACCUCCUGCAGCUCGUACAGGCUGUGAAGUUUGAGCCCUACCACGACAGCGCCCUGGUCAGGUUCCUGCUGAAGAGAGCCCUGAGAAGCAAGCGCAUCGGUCACUUCCUGUUCUGGUUCCUGCGCAGCGAGAUCGUCCAGUCGCUGCACUACCAGCAGCGCUACGCCGUGCUGCUGGAGGCCUACCUCCGGGGCUGUGGGGACGCCAUGCUGACCGACUUCCACAAGCAGGUGGAGGUGACGGAGGCGCUGCAGAAAGUCACGCGGGAGAUGAAGGCCAUGCUGGCAGACAAGUACGACGUGUCCUCACAAGUGGUGUUUCAGCUGCGUCAGACGCUGGAGGCUCUGCAGUCGUCUGGUCUUCCUCAGACCUUCAGAGUCCCUUACGAUCCUGGUCUAAGAGCGGGAACCUUAAUGAUAGAGCAGUGUAAGGUCAUGGCCUCCAAGAAGAGGCCUCUGUGGCUGCAGUUCAAGCGGGCUGACCCCAGCAGCCUCUCCUCCGACCCCAUCGGCAUCAUCUUCAAGGACGGGGACGACCUGCGCCAGGACAUGCUCAUCCUGCAGAUCCUGCUGAUCAUGGAGUCCAUCUGGGAGACGGAGUCCCUGGACCUGUACCUGCUGCCCUAUGGCUGCAUCUCCACGGGCAACCGGAUAGGUAUGAUAGAGAUCGUGAAGGACGCCGCCACAAUCGCCAACAUCCAGCAGAGCGUGGUGGGCAGCCGGGGGGCCUUCAAGGACGAGAUCCUCAACCAAUGGCUGCGCGACAAGUGUGUCAACGAGGACAGGUUCCAGCAGGCGGUAGAGAGGUUCCUAUACUCGUGUGGAGGCUACUGCGUGGCCACCUAUGUGUUGGGUAUUGGGGACAGACAUAACGACAACAUCAUGAUCACAGAGUCUGGGAACCUCUUCCACAUCGACUUUGGCCACAUCCUGGGGAACUACAAGAGCUUCAUGGGAAUCAGCAAGGAGUGGGUUCCCUUUGUGCUCACUCCGGACUUCCUGUACGUCAUGGGAACGGCCGGGAAGAAAAGCAGCCCCCACUUCCAGAAAUUUCAGGAUGUAUGUGUGAAGGCCUACCUCGCUCUUCGUCAUCACACCAACCAGCUCAUCAUCCUCUUCUCCAUGAUGCUCAUGACUGGCAUGCCCCAGCUGACCAGUAAGGAGGACAUCGACUACAUCCGUGAAGCGCUGACGGUGGGCCGCAGCGAGGAGGAGGCAGAGCGCCACCUGCUGGAGCAGAUCGAGAUCUGCAGGGAGAAGGGCUGGAUGGUGCAAAUCAACUGGUUCGUUCACCUGGUACUGGGCAUCAAGCAAGGGGUGGAGAAGCGCUCCACGUAAACCUCCUUACAUCGUACCUCGCACCUUGUUACAUCGUUGCGCUUGUUUUGUACGUUUUAUCAGCGAAGAACUGUGUUUUGCCAGCUAAUUAUAUUAUAAACUUCAGAUUCCUGCUAUGUUUUUUUUUUUUUUUUUUCAUCAGUUGAGCUGAUAAGGUUUGUUUAGAGAGGGUCAUGGAGAGCUUGACAUUUUUUAAUCUCGGAAAUUUGUGUAUGUGCGUUGUUGCUGCUGUUGUUGUUUACUUGAUGACAUCACUUUGAAUGAACGUGAAACAGCUGUCCCGCCCAAUGUAAACUCAGGACAUAUCAUACCCAUCAAACUAAUUUAUUACCAUAUGCCAGGCUCCUGUGAAUGAAUAUCUUUAAUAAUAUUAUUAUGUCAUAUGUAUUAUGUAAUAUCAUGUUGACAUUUUAUAUCUCUUAACUGUACACGUCAAUUCAAUCAAACAUCAGAUAAUCAGAUAUUCUAUAGUUGGAUCUUAUCAUACAAUAUCAGAUUGAAUGUCUGGCAAUUUAUUUUUUACAUAAACCAAUGAUUUAAUUAAUCCAAAUAACGAUUUAAUCCGAUUAUCUUCACUGUGAUCAUCAUAAACAAGACCUUUUGUUAUUUUCUAUUGGUUGAUUGGACGACACAAGCAGAUCUUGCAGUGUUUGUGACAAUCAUUUUGUGACAAUCAGGGGAAUUCUGCCAAAUCAAUAGGCCUAUGUUGAAUGGCAGUUGGAUAGGACUCAAUAGUCACUGCCUUUUGUUGAUGUUUCAAAUUGUCUGUCUGUUGCACUCCAUGUCCUAUAUAAGAUUAUUUUUUCAAAAUAAAUGACAGUCUUGUUAAGGCUGUAUUCAAUGUGUCAUUA